Molecule: messenger RNA, 516 nt
Organism: Trametes versicolor FP-101664 SS1
Lineage: Eukaryota; Fungi; Basidiomycota; Agaricomycetes; Polyporales; Polyporaceae
Exons: 3
Coding region: 1-516 (171 amino acids)
Source: RefSeq, a predicted model, not a curated record
AUGGAAUACCGACCCCUCAUUACCUUCCCGACAUCCUGCGAGCCUCGCGGGAGCUGCGCAUGCCUCGACACAAACAUUAUCACUCCCAAGUGUGAAUACGAAGACCCCGUCUUCCCGUCCCCAAUUUACGCCCCGUCUGUGGAUAUCAAGCCGGACAUCUCCUACCACUCGUGCACUGUCGAGGAGCAAUUCACUCGGCUCAAGAUGUCUCCAUUCAGCGACGCCUCGUACGAGGCCGAUCCACUGGCUAAAGAUCUUCCGGACAUGACCCUCCACGAAGGGUUACCUCGCUUCACAAGCGGCGACCAUGUUAUUGUACUCAUCACGACGCGUGGUCAGACACGCUGGGUACAUGGGGAGAUUGCGAAUCUCGCCUCAUUCCGCGAAUGGCCAACGGAGGAAGGGGGCGUCGCGUACCCCGUCAAGUAUCGAGACGGAGCCACCGUUAUUAGGCGGUUCGAUCCCGACAAGGGGGAGAUCUUUCGCGACCCCUUCUCCACGGAUCCGGACCUGUAA